This is a messenger RNA of Hyaena hyaena (striped hyena), 1084 nucleotides long. RefSeq names its product chromosome unknown C1orf185 homolog (gene CUNH1orf185). The transcript is spliced from 5 exons. The record is from RefSeq and is a predicted model, not a curated record. The coding region runs from base 134 to 811 and encodes 225 amino acids. NCBI's taxonomy places the organism in Eukaryota, Metazoa, Chordata, Mammalia, Carnivora, Hyaenidae.
AAUGGUAUGGGAAGCUGGGACACAUAGUCUAGUUUUUUGCCUGGGAAGAAGAGGAAAAUAUAUUUGGACAAACAACCAGCAAACUCUUUCUGUUUUCUGGAAGAGCCUGUAUAAGAUAAGAAAUACUUGAAUCAUGGGUUUUUUAAACCCCUUAACCUAUUUUCUGGCUGCUGGUGCUGUUACUUUGGGAAUUGGUUUUUUUGCUUUGGCAUCAGCUUUGUGGUUCCUGAUUUGCAAACGAAGAGAAAUAUUUCAAAAUUCCAAAUGCAAAGCGACUGAUGAGAGAUGCGGGCAAAGAUCAUCAAAGGCAAAGAUUAAAUCACAUUCUCAGUGUGUUUUUAUUUCUCGAAACUUUCAUACUGGAGGAUGCCAAUUACAGGAGGAGCAAAGAGAAAAGGAAACAACACGUAUAAAAGCAAAUAAAGAUCACUCUAAAGAUGAAUUCUGCCUUGCAACAAAAAAGGUCAUUUGCGACCCUUCAGAGAUUAGCUUGACAACACAUCCCAGCAGUGGUACCUUAAGCUUAUCGACACUACCAUCUGAUUCUUAUUACAGCCAAAGUGUAGAAGCAGCUGAUGACUGGUUUUCUGAUGACACUCCAGCAAAAGAGAGUUCUCCAAUGCCUUUUCUCAGGGAACCUCUAAUGGAAAAAGUAUUUUCAUAUCUAUCAACAAUUCCAUUAGAAGAAUGUACUGAAAGUGUACUGAAUAUGUCACUUUAUGAUGAUCAGAAAGAUGACAGCAUUAAGGAAAUAUUUUCACGAAGAAAUGCAGAGGUUGAAAUACAAAAAUUUCAACAUAAUAUUGAAUGACUUUUUUCUUUUGAAACUUUGUAUACACUGAAAUCAUGGAAAGUUGAAACCAAAUUAUCAGCUUCUGAGUCUCUUAAAAUGUCCAUACUAAUAUUACUUUUCUUGUUCUUUGCCAUAUAGUGGUCCUACUUCCUUUGCCGAUUCUUAUUUCUAGAAACAAAUGCAGGAAAAAUUACAGUGACAUCAUGAACAUUAAGCUUAACUCCUUGUAUCUCAUCAAAGGAUAUAAUAAAUAAUCCAAAUGUAUUUUAACAUGCAGAGAAAAUAAGAAAU